Molecule: messenger RNA, 610 nt
Organism: Caenorhabditis elegans
Lineage: Eukaryota; Metazoa; Nematoda; Chromadorea; Rhabditida; Rhabditidae
Gene: F09F9.1
Product: MARVEL domain-containing protein
Exons: 4
Coding region: 13-465 (150 amino acids)
Source: RefSeq, marked reviewed
UUCCAGGAAAACAUGAAUUUCGAGUUCAUGCGAACAUUGCAUGGCUUCAUCAACUUUCUCCAAGUUCUGUUCGGGUUCGCAGCUCUUUUUGCGUGCUCUUUCAUCUGGAGAGACACAGAUCUCUAUUUCCAAUUUAUUUACAGAGGUUUUGGCUGGCAAAGUGUAAUUCUUGCGAUUCUUUUCUUCACAUGGAUCUUUGCUCUUAUGGUGUUCUUGUCUAACUUGUUCGAUAAGGAUGUUGUUGGAACUAUUGGAAAAAUGAAGCUGCUCAUCCUUUACGUCAUCUGCUUGGCAUGUCUUAUCAUCUCAGCUUCUCUCGAAUCGUGGUAUAUUUCAAGGUCUGGAACCACGGGAAAACAUCCCGAUCACGUUUAUCACCCGCGUUUCAUAGCUGUAACAGUCUUCAACUGGCUUCUUGUCGUGUCUUACAUUGUCUUAAUAUUAGUCACGUUCUUUUUCGUGUAAUUUUUUUCUUCAUUUGCAAGGAUUUCACAGUUGUCUUUUGCGUUUAUUUUCAAUUUCAAAUUCAUAAUUCAAUCUCUACAAUCUCAGCACUUCCACUCUUUAUUUUGUUUUUUUGAACUCACACAAAUAAAUUUUUUUGCUUUUU